AUGACCAAGAUGGGAUUUACUCCAAGUCGCACAUGCUCCCUAAACCCUCCAAGUUGUCAUUACCCUCGGAAACAAGAAUCAAAGAGUGGUAAAUUGAUCAGAGACAAAGCGAUUGUUGGGACAAGGGCGAGCAUCAUAAACGUAGCCCUUACUGUACCAGUUGGAGAGCAUCAUUCCAACAUCUCGAAGACAAUACAAACAUACUUUGGGGAGACUAAAGAGCUUCUCCUGCGCCCAGCUCAAAGUUUGGACAGCGAGGAGAAACGAUUAUUUAAUUCCUCGGAAAGGGUGAUUCAGGCUAUGUACGGUCGCCUCCAACCUCCUAGACCAGCAAGACCAGCUGCUGAACCCCCAAAACCACGUUAUCUUCAACCUGGACCUUCCCCGUGUCUACCAGCUAGAACUGGUUGGGCGGAAUUACCAGUCCAAUCCAUGCGUUCUCCUAGUCCUCAUACUGGUUAUUCCACUCAUUAUACCUUUCAAAACACUCCUCAUCCGGAAUCACGACGGAAGAGUGAUGAAAUUCUUCCGGAUAGUAGGGGAAGACCUGGGGAUAGGGGGAAUAAUGUGGGAGGGAAAAGCGUGAAUGGUCGCAUCAGCUUAUUGGCGGAUAUCGCUUUGGCAGAAGCUCAAGAUGAUGAUCCACAGAGAGAGAAUGAUGCGAGCACCGCCCAGAGAUUGAGGGAUCAUAGACCGUCAUUACCUUCCCUCGCCACUGCCAUCCAUGGGAGUAACAACAAUACCAGUUGGUCGCCACAUUCUGGAUUCACUUCUGAAGCCCCUCGUGCCAGACCUGGAACUCGUGGUGUUGUUUCCGAACCUAGCUCAGGCGACGUUCCUUUGAAAUACGAUGUUCGAUCUUAUUCCCGAGACCCAAGGAAAUCUCGUUCGGCUUUCCCAAGUCAUCCUCCGACAUCUUCAGCUCCUACACACCAGAAUCACCAGCACCAUAAUGUACCCCAACAGCACCAUCAAAAUAAUCCCCAUCUAGCUCAACUCAUGCAAACCGUUCCUAUUCCCAACCGAUUACACUCGCAAACGCAAUCCCGAUCCGCCCCUCAUCCACUCACCAGCAUGACAUUGGACAGAGAUUAUUCCGGUCAUUCUGUGACAGGAUGGCACGAGGAAGCUCAACAUCUGUUACGUCCGCCACCGCCUUUGAUUAAUGGACACACGUCUCCAGGGUCUACCGGUUCUACCUCCCCUUUGAAAGUACAUCAUCCUCACGAAGUUCAAUGGGAUCAUACGACCAGCGCAGGGAUGGCUGUUCAUAUGGUAAAGGAUACUCGUGGGAGGGUCGUGCAUCCACCUCCGCCUCAUACAAACGCUCCUACUCCGGGAAAUUACCCUCAACAACUACCAGCAGAGCAGAGACAGAGGGAAUAUACUUUUGUCAACGUCGAUGGAGAGAGAUUGGCUGGAGGUUAUAAGCAAAAUGGCACGGGACGUAGAGCUAGUAAAGAUUUGGGAGAGAAGAUUGGUCGACAAACAGCAAACAUCACCACGACAACAUCUUUGACUCAUCCUACUCCUGUUCAUCCUACUAUGAGAGUGGAAGAAGAGGGAAUCAAUCGUCCGACUCAUUAUUGGCAUCGAACAUUAUCAUCAAGCACGACUCAAGGAAGUGAUUCGACUGUGAAGAGUAUACAACAUUCUGAUCCUCUACCUCUUACACCCCGCGAACGAUCAGAUCUUUCUCCCAUCGCAAACGAGAAACGAAGUGCAACGUCCACUUCUCCUCGACGACAUUCGGACUCACACGAUCAUAUCGAAUAUCUAGGUCAGACCAACGGACAUAAUUCGAGUCAUAUCUUGGAAGAACCUACCACUUCACUCCCUACUCCGAUUUCGGUUUUGCCAACAACACAAAUCCAUCCGUAUUCUCAUUCUCAUUCUCACUCUGCUUCUUGGUCUGACGGAACGUUCGCUUUCAGUGGAAGUAGGACCAAUGAUAUAGACGGUUCACUUUCACCUGACAAACGUCGAUUCGGAGGAUCAGAUACAACAUCUUCUUACUCUACAACUUCUCUACCUAUUUCUCUGAUAAGAGCUCGUAUCGAACAAAGUCCAGGGAGAAGGAUCAAAACUGAACCUUGUUCACCUGCUUCUCCAGGUGAAACAUGUUCUGUUUCUCCUCGAUCAGAAAUUUGUUUGGAAAGACCUGCCAAACGACUCCGUUUAACACUUCAUACAGCUUCUUCUACUUUGUGUAAUGGAGAUUUGGAAGAUAUUUGUAAUCCUAAAGACAAUAUGCUGCAUUUUGAUGGACUUCGAGAUGGAGAUGCGAUGAGCACGGAUGAAAGGGUUGGAGAUGAAAACGAAAUGAACAGAGAUGGAGAUGGAGAGAAAGAAGGGAAGAAAAAAAGACGUUAUGCAAGAAGAUCAGGUCCAAAGAGGAAAGAACAGAAUGCCAAGGCACAGAAAAAGUUUAGGGAUAGGAAGAAAUCAGCAGGUUUGAGAAUGGCACAAGAUUUACAAUUAUCUCAGAGAAUGAUGGAAAAGAGUAAAGCUAAGAUAGAAGAGUUGGAAAAGAUGUUAAAGGAAUCAGAAGAGAGUAAGAGGAAGAUGAAAGAUUUAGAAGAAAGAUUGAAAGAGACUGAGAAGAAAUUAGGUGAAAUCGAAAAGGAGAAUAAAGGUUUGAAAGGGGAAACCUAUUGA
This is a messenger RNA of Tremella mesenterica DSM 1558, 2658 nucleotides long. RefSeq lists its product as uncharacterized. Gene Ontology annotation, molecular function: DNA-binding transcription factor activity. NCBI's taxonomy places the organism in Eukaryota, Fungi, Basidiomycota, Tremellomycetes, Tremellales, Tremellaceae. Gene Ontology annotation, biological process: regulation of DNA-templated transcription. The transcript has 4 exons. Bases 1 to 2658 code for a protein of 885 amino acids. The record is from RefSeq and is a predicted model, not a curated record.